AUGGGAGUCAUCCACGGAGGAGGCUUCGUAUCCAGGAGAGAUGCUUCGAAGAGCUUAGUCAUAGUCAGAAACGCUGUUAUUACAUCCAAACGACACGAAGCAUCUUCCGUUCAAACGCGUUCCUCCGGAACAGAGCGCCAACUUCGUCUUCACAUUCCAGUUAGGGUUAGGGUUUUGAGCGUCGACGCAAUGUCGAAUGAUAAUCCCUCAUCCCUUUCUUCUGGUUACAGUUCAAUCCCUUCCCUCUCACGCGCCACCGCUCACUCCGGCAUUUCUACGCGCCGUCCAUGGGAGGAGUUUCUCGCGCUGCGCUCGUUCACGCUCCCCUACUCCCUCGGCGAAGCCACGCUCCGCAUCAAGCGCAACCUCGACCACUUCCGCGUGAACUACGCCAUGAUCGCGCUGAUCGUCUUGUUCCUUAGCCUCAUCAGUCACCCGAUUUCCCUCAUCGUGUUUAUCGCCGUAUUCACCGCGUGGUUCUUCCUCUACUUCUUCCGUGAUCACCCUGUCGUCGUGCUCCAUCGCGCGCUCGACGACCGCUUCGUCCUCGCCGCGCUUGCCGCCGUCACCGUGGCGGCGCUUGUCCUCACCGGCGUCUGGCUGAACGUGGUUUUAGCGCUUCUCGUUGCGGCAGUGGCGGUGGUGCUGCAUGCGGCGUUUCGGAGCACUGAGGAUUUGUACGUGGAUGAACUGGAAGCUUCUGAUGGAGGUUUGGUUUCGGUUGUUGGCGGCAGCCCUACGAAACGAUCAGGGUACAGUAGAAUCUAG
Molecule: messenger RNA, 768 nt
Organism: Sphenostylis stenocarpa
Lineage: Eukaryota; Viridiplantae; Streptophyta; Magnoliopsida; Fabales; Fabaceae
Source: the annotation of a GenBank genome assembly